This is a messenger RNA of Anthostomella pinea, 543 nucleotides long. The record is from the annotation of a GenBank genome assembly. Lineage: Eukaryota; Fungi; Ascomycota; Sordariomycetes; Xylariales; Xylariaceae.
AUGAGAUCUCGUGCUGCGCAGGAGGGAUGUCUGCGACAGCGACAGACGAGCGACAGACCGCUGAUGGGAUCAACGCAUCAGAUGGCAGGGUGGAUGCUCUUGAAGCGACACACCGAGGUCGCUGAGGAUGCCGCCUGCUAUUUCGAGGCCGGGUUUGACCGUCUUCAAUGGGCUCUAUCGAGUCGAUCCAAGGAGCCGAGCUUGUAUGUCCGCCCCAAAGAAGUUGUCGCACCGGAGUCGGAUUCGCGCCCGCCCAUCGUCAUCGAAAGGACCAAGUAUACGGAUAUCGAGGCGACGAGUCCGUCACAAUUCCAGAGGCCGGAUGGCUAUGGGCGGUUCAGCGAGGCGUCCUCGUCGACCGUGGUGGCCGUGUCUAGCCCGAGGCAUUGGCGGUUCGAUGACAUAACGCCUACCGGUAGUGCUCUAGGGAAUCCCCAGAGAGGCGAAGGAUGUGGGCAAUACACUGAAGCGCCUCCGCCGACCAUGGGAGUCGCGCCCAGUCCGCAGCGUGCGCGGUCCCAUGGUGACACGUUGGGGCUUUGA